This is a messenger RNA of Botrytis cinerea B05.10, 768 nucleotides long. RefSeq lists its product as hypothetical. Bases 123 to 644 code for a protein of 173 amino acids. The record is from RefSeq and is a predicted model, not a curated record. Lineage: Eukaryota; Fungi; Ascomycota; Leotiomycetes; Helotiales; Sclerotiniaceae. The transcript has a single exon.
GCUCCUCUUUAAAUACCCUUCGACCCAGCGAUUUUAACAUAAGGACAUACAAACAUUUUAAAUACACUAAGCUACAACAAUAUCACUUGGAGGUCAUAAGACUAGUAUAAUCUCGAUCCGCCAUGAACAACCAACACUACUCAGCCCCUCCUCCAUACACCUCUAAUGCUCCCACUUUCAACCCUCAGAACGCUCCCACUUUCGACGACACCCGAUGGCUCCUCGACACACAACGACAAUUCAACCAACCCACCAACUACCGCAAUCUCCUCUGUCAGAUCUUUCACGCCCCAGAUCACUGGUGGGAUGAAUUCCUCGCCAUCUGCGCUUUGUCUUUGCACCCUAGAUUUUGCCACUCAAACACAUCUGUAUGGAAUUUCUACAACACCUUGCAAAUCCGCGAAAUGCGAACGGAGUAUUUGACAGGAGGGCGGAGUUUCACAAACGAGACGGGAGAAGUUUGUAACUGGUUAGCGUUUUGUCUUAGGGAGUUGAGGAAUCAGGGAAUUGAGUGGAAUCCAGAUGCUUCAGGAUCUUCAUCGGGUACGAGGAGAGAGAGAAGAGAGCGAAGACAAGACGACUCUGCUCCGUGGUUAGAGUGGUGGUGGGAUGGAGAUAUUGUCCGAUUUACCUUGUAUGGCUAGGAAUAAGUCUUACUAGUGACGAUGAUGAAUUAGCUUCAGUUGGGCGUUCAUCGUCAUGCUGUUAGCACUCAGCUGGGGUGGGUGGAAUCAGAGAGUAAUUCAGGGGUUCAGGUAGUAACCUUUA